Molecule: messenger RNA, 1112 nt
Organism: Toxotes jaculatrix (banded archerfish)
Lineage: Eukaryota; Metazoa; Chordata; Actinopteri; Toxotidae
Gene: tomm20a
Product: translocase of outer mitochondrial membrane 20
Exons: 5
Coding region: 78-518 (146 amino acids)
Biological process (GO): protein import into mitochondrial matrix; tRNA import into mitochondrion; protein targeting
Cellular component (GO): mitochondrial outer membrane; mitochondrial outer membrane translocase complex
Molecular function (GO): transmembrane protein transporter activity
Source: RefSeq, a predicted model, not a curated record
AGUUCCUUAGCAGCGUGCUAGCUGCUAGUCAGCUAGCUGCUCUGCUGCGUGCUGUGCUCCAUGAAUAGUAUUCAGAUAUGAUGAGCGGUAGGACGAGCGCGGUUGUUGCCGGGGUGUGCGGAGUCCUUUUUAUCGCUUACUGUGUUUACUUUGACAGAAAGCGGCGGAGUGACCCUCGCUUCAAGGAAAAGCUACGUGAACGUAGACGAAAGCAAACGGCUUCGAGUGCAACGUCUGGACUGGCAAAGCUGCCUGACUUGAAGGAUGCAGAAGCUGUUCAGAAAUUCUUCCUGGAGGAAAUUCAACUUGGCGAGGAGCUCCUAUCACAAGGUGAAUUUGAGAAAGGUGUGGACCACCUGACCAAUGCGAUUGCAGUGUGCGGUCAGCCUCAGCAGCUGCUCCAGGUGCUCCAGCAGACGCUGCCGCCUCCAGUCUUCCAAAUGCUUCUCACCAAACUGCCCAGCAUCAGCCAGCGGAUCAUCAGCUCUCAGUCUUUAACAGAAGAUGACGUAGAAUGAAUGUGAGUGAAUGCUUUUACUGUUCCGUAAAGGGAUUUCAGACACUGAUAUUUGUGCACUGUUUGGUGUGUGUGACUGUGGUUAUGUGCGAGUUGUGAGCCUGAUUAUCACAGAGUUUGAUCUUUGGACAUCAGAUGUCGGCAAUCCCCCUCUGUCGUAGCACUCUGUGGUUAAAGAACUUUGCCAAGGUUACGUUUCUGGGAAAUGCUAAACACAUUCCAUCUUUCUUGUUUCCCACCGGGUUUCAUGUUUUCUUGCCUUCUAUUUAAAAAUCAUUGUAUGUUGUCUUUGGGGGGGGGGUGGGUGGGUGGGUGGGGGAGGGUUGUGGGUGGGGCGUGAUGAUGGUAUGUACAAAAUAAAAAUCAAGAUAUGCAGAUGAUUUGUUACAUGUUGCUGCACUGUUGACUUACAUGUGAAAUGUGUGUAAAGGUGUCUACACUAAACCGAACCCUCUCCAGUGGAAUACUAUCAUAUUAGAUUUUCGGAAAUUCUUCUUGCAGUGGCGGUUAAAUGUUAUUUUUAUAUCCCAGUCUUUCAUAUCUGGACAUAUUUUUGUGUUUUAAAAAUUCUACAAUAAAACAUGAAAACACCCUU